UUCUCUAAGGUCCAUAUGGACCUUCCCUUGGUGGGUGGUGAGUACACAUGGUCUAACGGCCGUGCUUGGUCGAAAUUGGAUAGAUUCCUUGUCUCGCCGUUAUGGGAAGCCCACUAUCCAGAAGUAAGUCAGAAAAGGUUAGCUCGAGUCAGUUCAGACCAUUUUCCCAUUCUCUUAGAUUGUGGGGGCAUUCACAGGGGUCGCCGGUAUUUCAAGUUUGAGAAUAUGUGGCUUAAAGUGAACGGGUUUGUAGAGAUGGUGAGUACUUGGUGGGCAUCGUACCAGUUUAGUGGCACUCUGAGUUUCAUUCUUGCAGGUAAGCUGAAGGCUCUAAAACAAGAUCUGAAGAAGUGGAACUUGGAAGUUUUUGGUCACACUGACAAUCAAAAGUCCACUUUGUUGGAGGAAUUGCAGGAGUUAGAGGGUAAGGAAUUAUUGAGACAUCAUGGUGCCAAAAAUCCAGAGCCCUUUGGUUGAAAGAGGGUGAUAG
This is a messenger RNA of Juglans microcarpa x Juglans regia, 490 nucleotides long. RefSeq lists its product as uncharacterized. The record is from RefSeq and is a predicted model, not a curated record. The transcript is spliced from 2 exons. Bases 16 to 477 code for a protein of 153 amino acids. Lineage: Eukaryota; Viridiplantae; Streptophyta; Magnoliopsida; Fagales; Juglandaceae.